AUUAUAGUAAUAAUUAUUGUAAUAAUAAUUAUCAUAAUAGUUAUUAUUAUAAUAAUUAUUAUUAUUAUUUAAAUAGACCGCGCAAUUGAUUCGAAAUUCGCGCAUGUGCAGUAGGAUUUAUUUGACGAUGUACAGUUGGGUGGGUGUAAUUAUAUUAAAAAAAUUAAUUACAAAGAAAAUAAAAUCAAACAAACGUUUUUUUUUAUCGAACAAACAAUAUCUAGUUGAGAUUGAUAAAAAAAAUGUAUGUCAGUACUACAUUAUCAAGAGCCAGGUUCAAGUCAAAUUUUUAAAUAUUAUUUAUAAAAAAACAAUAAUCGAACAAAAAUUAAUUUUGAUCAAACAAUCAAGAACAAAUGACGAACAAACGAAUUAGCAAAAAAAAGUUGAAAAAAUUAAUUUGUCCCUGCUAAUUUAAGAGAGCCCCUUCAGCUCUAGUCUUGUUACUCUCGGAGCAAAUAGUGUAUCGUCUCCAUACUGUUUUACAGUUUUGCUCUAUUAUACUAUUGAUUUGAUUGUUUAAUAAAAACUUUAUAUUCUAAAUUGUUUACUGGCACUGGUAGUAAAAGUUAUAAAUAACUGUGUCAACUAAUAAAAAAUAAUGGAAGUAGCUAAAAAAAGAAAACGUCAUCGAACAACCAUCUACAAACGUAACAAAAUAAUUUUUGAGCAGUUGUUGCAAUUCAAUCCUCGGUGUUUUAACUCUGAGUCGUUACUAAAAACACUACUCUAUGCUGAGGAUACAGAAUCAGAAUCCGAUGAAAGUCAAUCUGCUGUGUCACCACAUCGUGGAGUCAAUUUAAUUCAAGGCAUAGAGAACACAAUGUCUCCUUCCCAGACUUCUUUAACUUCUAAUCUUAACAUUCAGCAUUCAGAUGUAAUUGGUGAUUAUCGUGAUGAGAUAAUAAAUCUUGAGGACACCAACAGAAUAACUGAUCGUAGUAGUUCUAAUGGUUUGAUAGAUGAUACAGAUGAUGAUGGUGAUAGCGAUGAUGAUGACGAUGAUAACGAUAGUGAUGAUGAUAGCAAUAAUGAUGACGAUGAUAGCGACGAUGACAGCGAUAACGAGUGUCAUAAUGUAAAUACUACAUCGUUAUUUCAAAAUCAUGUUUUAGAUAUACCUGUACUGCCUUCAGGCAUAAUUGGACUUAUGAAGCAACUCUGGAUGUUUGUAAAUUGAUCAAUGCGACUUACGAUUUACACUGUUUACCAAGUACGAAAGAAGCAUUGUGGUCUGUCUUAGAAAAAGAUAUAAGGUUGGUGACAUAUCAUAUGUACUGUCGCGAAUGUGACGCGUACUUGGGAGAAGGUCGAAGCCCGAUGAAAGACUGUUUUUGUAGUGCCUGUGGACCAAAACAGGAAAUCAAAAAUUUAUCGUAUUUUAUAAGUCUGAACUUGCAUUCACAAAUUACGAAUUUACUUACGACUAAAAACAUUGAUGAGUCGUUAAAGUAUCGUUUCACAAGAAUUAAGAAAGUGCAAGGGGCUAUUGAAGACAUUUAUGAUGGGGCUGAGUAUAAAAAACUUAGUUCAGCAGGAAUGUUUUUAAGUAAUCCAUAUAAUUUUUCCCUAACAUUUAAUACUGAUGGAUGCAAGAUUUCUAAUUCUUCCAAAUCAAGUGCCUGGCCUAUAUAUGUUCAAAUCAAUGAACUAUCACCACAUUUAAGAAAAAAACACGUCUUACUAGCGGGAAUAUUUGUGGAUAAGAAGGAACCUUUAAUGAAUGAUUAUUUACGAACGUUUACUGAUCAAAUUAAAGUUUUGUAUGAAGAAGGAAUUGUUUGGAAGCCAACACCAACAAUGGAAGUGACAUCUAAAUUUGUAACAAUAUUAGGAUCAGUAGAUACACCCGCUAGAUCUGCAGUGUUACGAAUGAAACGUUUCAAUGGUUUUUAUGGUUGUACUUUUUGCUAUGCCUUUGGUAAAAGCAUAGGUAGAAAACAUGUUUACCCUGUGGGAAAUAGUUCGGAGCAGUUAAGAACAGAUGAUGAAAUGCGUGCUGAUAUGAUGAAAAGUUUUGCCGAUAAAAAUGAAAUAAAAGGUAUCAAAGGACCAUCAGCGCUGAUGUUAUUGCCAUUAUUCAAUUUAUCUAAGGGAAUGAUUGUUGAUAGUAUGCAUUGCUGUUUCCUUAGUGUCAUUAAAUGGCAUACGAAGUUACUAUUAAAAAAAGAUUAUAAAGACGUUAUUAUAAACAUUAAAAAAAAGAAAGUCGUAGUUGAUUAUUACAUCGGUCGUCCUGGCCAGAAGGAAGAAAUUGAUUCUCUAUUUUUGGCCAUAAAGCCACAUAAUAUACGUUCAAGACUACCUAGAUCAAUAAAUACACUUGCAACUUGGUAAGCUUCAGAAUGGCGCAACUGGCUUGAAUACUGUGUAAUUUGUUUAAAGAAUAUUCUUCCGGACAAAUAUUUAGAUCAUCUUGCUCUAUUAAGUGAAGCAAUUAACAUAUUAAAUAGUGAUUGUAUUACGCCUGAAAGACUGGAACAUUUCAAUUAUUUAUUGGAAAAUUAUGUCAAAUUAUUUCAAAGAUAUUUUGGAUUAAAAAAUAUGACGUACAAUAUUCACCUGCUGACUCAUAUAACAGCUACCGUUCGCGAUUGGGGACCUUUUUGGUCUAAUUCUACGUUUGUAUUUGAAUCGUGGAACAGAAGAAUCAUGAACAAAAUAACAAGUCCCCAUUCACCGUGCUCUCAAAUAACUGAUAGAUAUUUAUUAUCGAAAUAUCUUUUUAGCUGCGGUGAAGAUGAUUCGAUAGCUAAAGAGACUCGAAAUAACAUAAGGAAACUCAUGAGACUGCCAUUAGAUGGUAGUAGUCAUGAAAAAAUAGUUGGAAGAGGAAAAGCAACAAAAAUAAAACCAGAUAAAUAUAAGAAACUCUUUUUUGCUAAAUCAGGUUUUUACCCAGAUUAUUUAUAUUGCUAUUCCAGAGAAACAGUUAACGGAGUCAGUUAUAACUGCAGAAGAACAAAAGAGACUAAAUUUUGUAACUCGCUUAUAUAUUGUGAUAAUAUUGGUUUUGGAGAAAUACUCAAAUUUGUAUGUUUUUCAAUCGAAAACACUACAGUUAGGGGAAUCAUCUUGCAGAGUUACGAAGAAAUUAUCAAUGAUUUAAGUGUGUCGUAUAUUAAGAAAGUAAAAUGUACAGAUAAUAGUAUCUUUGUUGAUGAUAAAACAAUUUUCAGCCCUGCCAUUAAAAUUUCUUUGAAAGAAAAUUCAUAUUUUCUAAAAUUACCCAACUCAUGGGAAACAGACUAGUCUGUAAUUGUAGUAGGCAAAAAAAAAUUCAAUUAUUUCUCACUAUAACAGUGAAAUAUUGUAUUUUUUCUAUUAGCUAUAU
Messenger RNA from Microplitis mediator, 3334 nucleotides. RefSeq names its product coiled-coil domain-containing protein 1-like. Lineage: Eukaryota; Metazoa; Arthropoda; Insecta; Hymenoptera; Braconidae. Bases 1273 to 2337 code for a protein of 354 amino acids. The record is from RefSeq and is a predicted model, not a curated record. The transcript has 2 exons.